AUGAAAGAACAAAUUCAGAUAUUAAAACAUCGCAUCCAUUCGAAUUGUUUACCAUCAGCAUUCAAUCUUCUUGAUUAUUCACUUAAUAAAAUUGAUAAAAUACUUAACCGAUCGAAACAAUCUUCUACUAAUGAUGAUGAUAACAAGCAACAAACAAUAUUAUCUGCUCGUCGUUUAAAAAAAAUUGACCGAUUUAAAUAUGAUAUGCUUGAAUUAAGUAUAGCAACUGGUGAAGAAAAAGUACGCUAUUGAAAUAAAAUAGCGAAAAAUGGAAAAAAUAAAUUGGUAGCUAUUACCGAUAAUUAAAGAUAAACAAUUCAGAUUCAGAUAUAUUCAAACAACUAAUGGUAGCUAUUGAAGCACGUGAAAAAUAUAUGAUCGAACGAUCUGAUUAUAUUACACAACAAAACUUGAAAUCUGUUUUCGAUGAAACUCCAGCGUCACAGGACAAUACAACGAACAACGAUGGCGUCGAAACAAAUCAAAAUUAAAUAUUCGAAACCAUACGGAUAUGUUUCUUUGUUUAUAUUUUGCCAAUACUAUUAUAACAUUAUCGAAUGAACAAUUGCUUAUUCCGAUGUCAACACUAAACGCAGAAAUUGUGCGUUUAAACGCGUUUUUCUUGUGAAACGCGACUGGACUCAGUCAAAAGACAAUAAAAACCACGUCUGCACGCGAUUUUGCACAGACCGCAUCUAAACACGACUGGACUAAGACUUCAAGCGCAUCUUAACGUGUUUUGAUUUGGAAUCGCGCCUCUAGUGAAACAUUUCUUGCGUCUAGACGUGGUUUUACUUGC
This is a messenger RNA of Rotaria sp. Silwood1, 799 nucleotides long. NCBI's taxonomy places the organism in Eukaryota, Metazoa, Rotifera, Eurotatoria, Philodinida, Philodinidae. The record is from the annotation of a GenBank genome assembly.